AUGGAAUUUUUAGAAUAUAACGAUGUGUCUGCGGAGAUUAAAGGUGCUAUGGUGCCAGGAAGAUUAAAAAUGACAGAUCAGAAUAUUAUAUUCAAAAACAGCAAAACUGGAAAAGUGGAACAGAUAUCAGCUAAUGAGAUUGAACUUGUCAAUUUUCAAAAGUUUAUUGGAUCUUGGGGGCUUAGGGUAUUUUUAAAAAAUGGUACUUUGCACAGAUAUGGUGGCUUCAAGGAAGGGGAGCAAGAUAAAGUGGCAAAGUUUUUCAAGAACAACUACAACAAAGACAUGUUAGAGAAGGAGCUGUCACUAAAAGGCUGGAACUGGGGUACAGCUAAGUUUAAUGGGGCUGUGCUCAGCUUCAAUGUCGGAUCUAACACAGCUUUUGAGAUUCCUCUACAUUAUGUAUCACAAUGUAACACAGGCAAGAAUGAAGUCACAUUAGAGUUUCAUCAAAAUGAUGACACACCAGUAUCAUUAAUGGAAAUGCGGUUCCACAUACCCACAAGUGAGCUGGCCGGCGACAUGGACGCGGUAGAAGCAUUCCACCAACAGGUCAUGAACAAGGCCUCUGUCAUAUCGGUAUCGGGCGACGCCAUUGCCAUCUUCAGAGAACUACAGUGUCUUACUCCUCGUGGUAGGUACGACAUCAAAGUUUUCCAAACAUUUUUCCAACUCCAUGGUAAAACAUUUGACUACAAAAUCCCGAUGUCGACAGUUCUACGAUUAUUUCUGCUACCACACAAGGAUACGAGGCAAAUGUUCUUUGUAGUGUCAUUAGACCCUCCGAUCAAGCAGGGUCAAACAAGAUAUCACUACUUGGUGCUAUUGUUUGGCAUUGAAGAGGAAACCAGUCUAGAGCUGCCAUUUACAGAGGAGGAGUUAAAAGACAAAUAUGAAGGCAAAAUUACAAAAGAGCUGUCAGGACCCACAUACGAAGUGCUAGCUAAGAUUAUGAAAGUUGUCAUCAACAGAAGAGUCACAGGCCCUGGUGAUUUCUUAGGACACCACAAGACGCCGGCGAUCGCGUGCUCGUACAAGGCGGCGGCGGGCUACCUGUACCCGCUGGAGAAGGGCUUCAUCUACGUGCACAAGCCGCCCGUGCACAUCCGCUUCGAGGAGAUCGCCUCCGUCAACUUCGCGCGCGGCGGCACCUCCUCCACCAAGUCUUUCGAUUUCGAGAUAGAACUAAAAGCGGGCAGCGUCCACACAUUCAGCAGCAUAGAGAAGGGAGAGUACGACAAGCUGUUUGACUACAUCACAUCUAAGAAGCUGCAUGUAAAGAACACCGGCAAAAACGACAAGGCGCUGUACGACGACGACUUCGGCGACUCGGACACGGAGAAGGAGCCGGACGCGUACCUCGCGCGCGUCAAGGCCGAGGCCAAGGAGCGCGACAGCGACAGCGACGACGACGAGAGCACCGACGAGGACUUCAACCCCGACAAGGCCAACGAGAGCGAUGUGGCCGAGGAAUAUGAUACUAAUCCAUCAUCGUCCGAAGACUCUGAUGCUUCAGCUGGGUCUACAGAUAGUAAAAAGGAAAAGAAAAAAGAAAAGAAACCUAAAAAGACUAUAACUAUUUCGGAAGCGCCACGCAAACGCAAAGAGAAGUCGAAGAAGCGCGAGAAGGACGCCAACGCGCCCAAACGCCCCGCCACGGCCUUCAUGCUGUGGCUCAACGAGAACCGCAAGCGUAUCAUGGAGGACAACCCCGGGGUCAAGGUCACCGACGUCGCCAAGCGCGGCGGCGAGCUCUGGCGCGACCUCAAGGACAAGUCGGAAUGGGAAGAGAAAGCCAACAAAGCGAAAGAAGAAUACAAUCAAGCGAUGAAGAAGUACAAAGAGAGUGGUGCAGCCGACGAGUUUAAGCAGAAAAAAAAACAAGCGGACAAGGAACGUAAGAGUGCAGAGAAGAAGUCCAAGGCGCCACCGACUAAGAAGGCGAAGAACACUAGCUCUAGUUCUGGACCAACGUCUUUCAAGAGUAAGGAGUAUAUCGAGGAUGAUGACAGCUCCUCAGACUCUGGCAGUGACAAGAAAGAAAAGACAACUAAAUCUAGUGAAGAAUCUAAAAAAGAGAAAGCGAAACAUUCCUCAUCUGAAGCGGCGUCAUCGGGUUCCGGCGAAGGGAGUGGCAGUGGGAGCGAUAGUGAU
Brenthis ino (lesser marbled fritillary) is the source of this 2154-nucleotide messenger RNA. The record is from the annotation of a GenBank genome assembly. Lineage: Eukaryota; Metazoa; Arthropoda; Insecta; Lepidoptera; Nymphalidae.